UGGAAAAUGUGAGAUUUUAAAAGAUUAAUUAACAAGUAUUAAUAGAAAAUGAUAAAAAAAAACUUUAAAAAAUUUGAAUGUUUUGUAAAGUUUUAAGUGUUUUACAAAGAUUAACGAAAACAUAUGGCAGCAAAUCUAAAAAUAGCGACAACAAAUGAAUAAAUUUUCCUACAACCAUAAAUUAAUGCCGAACGACAAGAGUAAGGUUAAAAGAAAACGCCACAUUAAUAAUAGUAAAAAAAAGAAAAUAACAGCUAAAAAUAGCAAAAACACACACAACAGAAACGGAAGGAAAUGCAUGAAAAAUAUGGAAAGUCAUAACUUAUCGAUAACUAUGCAAAUAUAUUCCAAAGAACACAAUGGGACACAAAACGAAACGAAAACUUUGGAAGAUUGCGGCAAAGCAGACACAGAAACUAAAGAUUUGGUGUUGAAAACGAAAAUUAAUAACGAUAACUUAAAGUUAGCCUCUAUAGCUAACGAAGAACUAAAGGAAAUGCCUCAACAAAGUAUAAUUACGGAAGAUGAAUUUCAAAAGCUGGAAAUUGUUGAUGACAACAGCUGUGAUAACUCAGCAAAUGAUGAUGAAGCUUUAGGCUCCCCGGAAAUUGUGGAAAAUGGUAGUUUGGCCUGCUCCAAUAAUUGCGUGUGUUUUUGUAAUGAGGGUGGCGGUGCCCACCAUGUGUUGUCGAUUGUGGAAAACGGUUUCCUAAUUAAUGAGAAUGAAAAUGAUGACAAUGAUCAGGAUGAUGAUGAAGCAGCAGCUAAUUCUGAUAACGAUAUUGAAGAGAAUGACCUGCCAAAUUAUUCACGCAGCUGUGUGUAUGAAGAACGUAUAAUAGAUUUUGAAAAUUUUCGAAUAAUCGAACAGGUUAUCGACAACAAUUGUGAGGGCAAACAUACUGCCGCAAAUGAUGUCAAGUGCAGAAAUGUUAAGGAGUGCAAAACCAACAAAGAGGAACAACAACCACCAACAAUCGUUAACGAAGAUGAAACUAACUCCCAAUUGGAGUUACCCAGUGGCUCGAAAUCAGCACCGAUUUAUAUUAAUCCGGCAUUAAAUUUUUCCUGCUCCGAAUUGGUGGCCUUUAUAGGCGAAAGCUAUCAAGUUAUUGACAAUGCUCAAGCAUUGUAUAAAAGUGAUAAAACAACAGUUAAGCCCAACAAGGCAGCGCAAUUUAAAACAAAAGUUUCGUCGUCGGUCGGUAAUUCGCCGUUUAAACGCAGUAAACGUUCGGUUUAUGCCACAAAUAAUACAUCCUCUAAUCGCAGUGUAGAUGAUAAUAAUAAUACGCGCCGUUAUACCGGUAUAACGGCUGCGGAACGGUUAAUGCAAAGUUUAAAUUGUGAUGUGGCUCGGGAAUUGACGCGUGUGGAAAAACGGGAAGUGAAAAUAAAGAAUAAUAAACCAACGGUCAGUGUUAAAACUCCAACGCCUACGCCCACCAAGACUCUGCUAAAGGCUUUAAAGUCCAAGCUGACACCAUUGGCUCCACCAUUUCAGCCAGCGGCCAAUAAAAAUCAAGAGCUUAAGGUUUCAUUAGCCGCCCCUGCAACGGCAAACUCAACUACUUUGGUAAACUAUGAGCAAACCACAAUUUACUAUCACCAGCAGCAGCAGCAGCAGCAGCAGCAACAACAGCAACAAAUUUUAGCCAACAACAUGUUGCAUGCUUUAUGUUUAAACACAGCAAAUCAGCAGCAUUUAAUGCAACAGCAACAACAGGUGUCACCCUCACAACACCAACAGCAGCACCAAUUGUUCUUAGCCCAACAGCAUCACCAUCUACAGCUGCAACCACCUCCUCCACCACCACAACACCAGCAUAUUUUACAAACUCAUAAUCAUCCCUCUCAUCAUCAUCAUCAGCAUCAACAACAUUGUGCUCAAAAUAUUUUGGCAAUGACUGCCGCCUCUUUAGCAGGUCAGGGUAUGCCCCAUAUACACCUGCCAGCUGCAGCCACUGCUACGACAACAACCAAUAAUAAUAAUGGCAAUUUAUCAUCCACGGCAACAGCUGCAGCUGCUGUUAUGAAUGUGGCCACUACGAAUCCGGCCUCACAUCAUCACCAACAUCUUUUGCCGAUACAUUUAAUAGCUGCGGUGGGUGCUGGUGGAGCAGGAGUUGGUUCAUGGCCUUUAUUGGAGCCCGCCAGCUCAUCUAACAACAAUGCAGCCUCAGCAACAACAACAACUCCCAUUUAUAUGGAUAUAAAUGGUGAAAUACGUUCGAUAUGCCCAGCUCAUGGACCACCACCAACAGCUGUUACAAUUACAACUCCCCUGGCGCCAAUAACAAAUCAAGCAGCAACUUCAUCAUCACCAUCUAACCCAAACAUAAUGCAGCAACAAAAUACAGUUUGUUUAAAUCCUUCACAAUAUCCUUUAACUGUAACAGCUCAAUAUCAUGCUGCACCGCAACAUCAACAACAACAAAAUCAGGCACAACUUCAUCACCAUUUACACCAUCUAAGCCAGCAACAUCACCAGGCUUCAUUGGCAAAUUCACAAAAUUCUCCGCUACGCAUAAAAUCAACUACUGCAGCAACGGCUGUGGCCUCAAACAGCUCUUCAUCAGCAACACCAUCUCCUUCAACUGAUCUAAGCCAGCAACAUCACCAGGCUUCAUUGGCAAAUUCACAAAAUUCUCCGCUACGCAUAAAAUCAACUACUGCAGCAACGGCUGUGGCCUCAAACAGCUCUUCAUCAGCAACACCAUCUCCUUCAACUGCUGUUCCUCCUCCUCCUCCUCGUGUUGUAUUGCAACUGGAUGCCGGUGUUUCAUUGCCUCUACAAAUUGCUGGCAAACGCAAGAUAUUUCGGGAACGCGGAAUAUUGCUGACUAUUUAUUUGACCAAUAAUCGGUCGGUAACUUUGGCACAACGUGAAUUUCGUCGCAGAUUUCCUGGCCGUCCAACGCCUACUGGUGAAACACUGCGACGUUCAGCCGCUCGACUCGAAGAGACUGGCACAACACGAGAUGCUGCCAGGCGCUCUCAGUGGCCCUUGUCUCUGUAUGCCGUCGGUCGCAAAACCUAA
Messenger RNA from Calliphora vicina (urban bluebottle blowfly), 3040 nucleotides. Its product is annotated as alpha-protein kinase 1-like. The transcript has 5 exons. The record is from RefSeq and is a predicted model, not a curated record. NCBI's taxonomy places the organism in Eukaryota, Metazoa, Arthropoda, Insecta, Diptera, Calliphoridae. Bases 155 to 3040 code for a protein of 961 amino acids.